AUUGCUUUAAGUAUUCUAAGGUGGGUUGGUUCAGGUCUGGAGGAUGUGAUGAUAGAUUAUAUCCUUGGGAAGACGAAGGCCACUGAAGUUGCUCAUUUAGCAUGGAAGUAUAUUGUUCAGAAAGGGGAUACAGUUGUUGAUGCCACUUGUGGUAAUGGACACGAUACAUUGGCAUUGGUGAAGCUGGUAACUGCUGAUAAGACUCAAAGAGGCCGUGUUUACUCGUUAGAUGUUCAGAAAUUUGCGUUGGAAAAGACUUUGGCCUUACUUGAUGAAUCACUCGACAAAGAUGAGAAAGAAAUUGUUAAGUUGGUUGAGACUUGUCACAGUAGGAUGCAUGAAGUUGUUCCAAAGGGAGAACCGGUCAGGGUAGUUGCCUUCAACUUAGGGUACCUUCCCGGGGGAGAUAAAGCACUAAUAACAGGUCCUAAGACGACCCUAAUGGCUUUAGAGUCUGCAAAGGACUUGUUAACACACGGAGGUCUCAUAAGCGUAGUUGGUUACGUGGGACAUCCUGGUGGAAGGGAAGAGUUUGAGACAGUUCGAGAGUUUGGUUCUAGGUUACCUGUUGAUGAAUGGAGUUGCUGCGAGCUCCGAAUGUUAAACCGACCUCUGGCUCCUGUUCUUGUUUUUAUGUUUAAAAAAUAGAUCUAGCUAAUCUAUUGAUUUUUCUAUGGUUUACGCGUAGAAGUUGUUGGGGCCUAUCAUCGGGUGGUUAGUGUGUCCUUUUGUUCUAGUUAUUUGUGAAUUCAAAACCAUUAGAAAUACAAUUCACAUCUCGCUAGUUCAUGUUGGUU
Impatiens glandulifera is the source of this 797-nucleotide messenger RNA. RefSeq names its product putative rRNA methylase YtqB. The transcript is spliced from 5 exons. The record is from RefSeq and is a predicted model, not a curated record. The annotation marks the transcript as partial. NCBI's taxonomy places the organism in Eukaryota, Viridiplantae, Streptophyta, Magnoliopsida, Ericales, Balsaminaceae.